Molecule: messenger RNA, 14251 nt
Organism: Nasonia vitripennis (jewel wasp)
Lineage: Eukaryota; Metazoa; Arthropoda; Insecta; Hymenoptera; Pteromalidae
Gene: NaCP60E
Product: sodium channel protein 60E
Exons: 21
Coding region: 253-7095 (2280 amino acids)
Biological process (GO): neuronal action potential; membrane depolarization during action potential; sodium ion transmembrane transport
Cellular component (GO): plasma membrane; voltage-gated sodium channel complex
Molecular function (GO): protein binding; voltage-gated sodium channel activity
Source: RefSeq, a predicted model, not a curated record
GCUCGACCCCCGCCGCCGCUGCCCGUCAGACCGGCGCCGGAGGCCCCGCCACCGCCGGCUCCGGCACCGCGGCCCGCCGCCGACGACAGCGUCUUCCUCGAAAGCGCCCCCGACUGCCGGCAUGGCGGGAACGACGAGGACGACGAGGACGAGGACACGGACGGGGACGAGGAGGACGAGAAGGCCUCGGUCAUCUUCGCGAGGUGCGGCCGGAGCGCGAGCAGCCGGAGCCGCGACGACGAGGACGAGAUCAUGGCCGAGGACGUGGAGCUGCUGGACGAGGGCCCCGGGACGUCGAGCGGCCGGAACCGGCUCAGGCCGCCGCUUUCCACGACCGCCGGCCUGUCCGCCGACUCGGGCACCGGGGCCGACUCGGGCAGCGCCGAAGUCGCCGUCGACGGGGGCGCCGGCACGCCUCUCCAGCAGCAGGAGGCGCCAGCCGAGAACGACGAGGACGGGGACGCCGAGGGCGCCGACGAGGUCGCCGACGACGAGCUGGCCGACGAGCUCGACGAGCUGAGACGCAGACACGAGGCGCGGAGCGCGCUCACGCCGAGCGGCGCGAGACUGGCCUCGUACAGCAGCUCCGGCGGCAAGGCGGCCGCCAAGCAGCAGGUCAAGCCCUUCACCAAGGACAGCCUCGACAGGCUGGAGAACAAGCACGUGCAGCUCGUCAGGGACUACGGCUUCCAGCCCAAGAGAAAGACUUCCGUCGAGGACGGCGGCGUGCUGCCCCACAAGUUCGAACCCUUUCCCUCGAAUCUCUACGGCAGGCCCCUCGAGGAGAUCGACAAUUUUAUUUACGACGAGACGUUCUGUGUGGUGUCAAAGAGGUUUCGCAAAAAUUACAUUCAUCGUUUCACAGCGACCAAGAGCUGGUUCAUCUUCUCACCGUGGAAUCCCAUAAGGCGCUGCUGCAUCUUCCUUAGCACGAAUCAGUACUUCGAUUACAUGGUCAUGACCACCAUAAUACUAAACUGUGUCUUCCUAGCCAUGACCGAGACUAUCGAAGAAGCCGAAUAUAUCUUCCUAGCCAUCUACACGGCAGAAAUGGUGAUAAAGUCCAUAGCCAAGGGAUUCAUACUGAACAAGUACACGUAUCUGAGGAAUCCGUGGAAUUGGCUGGACUUCGUAGUAAUUACGAGCGGGUACGCGACCAUCGGAAUGGAGGUCGGUAAUCUCGCUGGUCUCAGGACGUUCAGGGUAUUGAGAGCCCUUAAGACUGUUUCAAUUAUGCCAGGGUUAAAGACCAUCAUCAACGCUCUGCUGCACAGUUUCAAGCAGCUCGCCGAGGUAAUGACACUCACGAUCUUUUGCCUCAUGGUCUUCGCUCUUUUCGCUCUGCAAGUUUACAUGGGUGAGCUCAGGAACAAGUGCGUCAGGCACAUGGAGCCCAAUGCCACUCCGGUCGACUGGAGAGAGUGGACUUGGAACUCGUCCAACUGGGCGUUCAACGAGGACGAGGAGCCCAUCAUCUGCGGAAACGUCACCGGAGCCAGGCACUGCAACGAGAGCUACACGUGUCUGUGCGUCGGACCGAAUCCAAACCACGGCUACACGAACUUCGACAACUUUUUGUGGUCGAUGCUCACCACCUUUCAGCUCAUCACCCUCGAUUACUGGGAGGACGUGUACAACAAGGUCUUGUCGGCUUGCGGUCCGAUUAGCGUCACUUUCUUCACUGUGGUCGUGUUCUUCGGCUCUUUCUACCUCAUUAACCUGAUGCUCGCCGUCGUGGCGUUAAGCUACGAGGAAGAGGCUGAAAUCACAAAUGAGGAAAGGAGAAAGGACCUGACCGACCACCGCGAAGACUCGACGUUCAGCUUCGACCCGACCAAGAUCAACAUAAAGACACUGACGAAGGAGAAGCAGAAGAAAAUAGACGCGAGGAAGGGUGUACUGCUGAGCAGCUACUCGCGCAAGCGGACGCGGAGACGAAAACGCGGCCGGAGCACCGUCGGCCACGAGAAAAACAAUGGCAAUCGCAGCAGGUCUGUGACACCAAGUCCUAGUCCGAGUCCGCGUCACUCGGGCAUCCGGCCGUCCCACCUGCCGCUGCAGUCAGCCUUACAGCAGCAGCAGCAGCAGCAAUCACCUGUUGAGAAUCAACAGCAGCAACAACAAGAACAACAACAACCCCAAUCGCAACAACAGCCCCAGCAGCAGAUCCAACAACAGCCCCUAGCUCCUCCCCGUCUCCCAGCCGAGAGCAACGUGGUCCAUCGACUUGCUCCCCGAAACAUGCUGCAGUCACGACAAGCCAGCAACAACAGUAACCAGCAGUCAUCGAUGGACGACUCAGGGGUAGUGGACGACCACGACGGCGAUGACGUCACCUCCGCCGAGGAGCACGAUCGUCAACACCACCCGCAGCGCGAACACCGGCUCCAGGAACGACACCACCUGGAUAAACGCAGGAAUUUGCAUCAGCAGCAGCAGCAGCAGCAGCUGGUGCAGCAAGAGAAGCUGGGCAGAGGACAAGAGUACCCGCCACCCACGCCCGUCACAGUCUCCGUAAGGACGAGCAACAGAGAGAUCAGAGUGCUCAAAUGCAACGGCAUCAAGAGCAAGAAGCAUCUCUACUCGCUGCCGCCCGAGUAUCUCUCCCACAUCGUCGUUUUAGACGAUCUGCCGGAUAGAAACUGCGACAGAUGUAUACAGUGCUGCGUCGAUUACGAGGGCUGGCUGCGCUUUCAAAAUUGCUUGUACAAGGUGGUGAGGGACCCGCUUUUCGAGCUCACGAUCACCUUGUGCAUUGUCCUCAACACGGGUUUCUUGGCCAUGGAGCAUCACGGCAUGAGCGAGUCGAUUCGCCAGGCCCUCAACAUCGGCAACAAGGUCUUCACCAGUAUCUUCACCUUCGAGUGCUUCCUCAAGCUCAUGGCUCUCAGCAAGGACUUCUUCAACAACGGCUGGAACAACUUUGACCUGAUAAUCGUUUCUGCCUCGCUGAUCGACCUAACCUUCGAGCUGGUCGACGGUCUAUCUGUGAUCCGGGGUCUGCGUCUCCUGCGCGUCCUCAAACUCGCCCAGUCCUGGACCACGAUGAAGGUCCUGCUGAGCAUCAUCAUCUCGUCGAUCGGUGCCCUCGGUAACCUGACCUUCGUUCUCGUCAUCGUCAUCUACAUCUUCGCCGUGAUCGGAAUGCAGCUCUUUAGCAAGGAUUACACGCUGGACAAGUUCGAGCCCGACCCGGUACCACGCUGGAACUUCAACGACUUCUUCCACUCGUUCAUGAUGAUCUUUCGCAUCCUCUGCGGAGAAUGGAUCGAGCCGCUCUGGGACUGCAUGCGAGCCGAGCGAGACGAGGGUCCGGGAACGUGCUUCGCCAUAUUCCUGCCGGCACUGGUCAUGGGUAAUUUCAUGGUCCUCAACCUCUUCUUGGCCUUGUUGCUCAACAGCUUCAAUUCCGAGGAACUAAAACAGAAGAAGGAGGAGGUCGGCGAGGACUCCAAGCUGGCCAGAUCCUUUGAUCGGAUCAGAUCCAUCGUGAGAAAGAAGAAGUACAAGAAGGAAGACUCGGAGAACGAGAAGAACAACAAGCUCGAGCAGAUCGUCCGAGAGGUGAUGGACAAGUCGGAGAAGGACAAGUACGCGAUACAGGAGACGGUUUUGAACCUGCCCAAGGACAACAUCUACAGCAGGUCGUACCAGGAGAGUCUGAACCAGCCGGUCUUCACCUACGAGCCGAUCUACCGCCAAACGGCGCCGGUCUUCUCGGAUGAAACUCAGAAGAUGACCGAGGAGACGACCAAGCUCCAGAAGGAGAAGGAGGCCCAGAUGGAAGAGGAAGAAAAGAAGCAGGAGAAGGACGAGCAGCAGCCGGAGAGCAUAGAGAUGACGGUGUUCAAGGACGCCAGUGCCAAAGCGGAGGAGGCUGCGGCAUCGAUGCCACGUACGCCCAUCAAAAAGGACGAGAGGGAGAAGCGUCCAUGGCACGCGCUCGUCAGCUAUGUGGACGAACUGACCGUCGGAGGCAGAAGGGACAGUCAGGGUAACUACGUCGACGCGAUGGAGUCCUUUCCUGGCUUCGGCAAGCACAAGCCACCCAAGGUGCCACAGGACUGUUUUCCACAACACUGCUACGAAAAGUGCGCGUGUAUAAACAAGUGCCUAGCAACGAACAUUGGUAAAAAAUGGGUAGACGUUCGGACUGCUGUGCUCUCGGUUGUAGACACGCCCGCCUUCGAGUGGAUGAUCCUGGUGAUGAUAUUCGCAUCUUCGAUAACGCUCUGCUUCGAGGACAUCUACCUGGACGACAAUCCCUUUCUCAAGAAGAUCCUCUACUGGACCAAUCUCGCGUUCUGCGUUCUCUUCAGCAUCGAGAUGCUGCUUAAGUGGCUGGCGCUGGGUUACUGUAAAUACUUCACCAGUUUCUGGACGAUCCUGGACUUUAUAAUCGUUUUCGUAUCCAUAUUUAGUCUAUUAAUAGAGGAAAAUGAAAACCUUAAAGUGCUGCGCUCCCUGAGAACCCUCAGAGCUCUGAGGCCGCUAAGGGCGAUUUCACGCUGGCAAGGCAUGAGGAUCGUAGUGAACGCGUUGAUGUACGCAAUACCCAGUAUCUUCAACGUACUCCUUGUCUGUCUCGUGUUCUGGCUGAUCUUCUCCAUUAUGGGCGUUCAAUUUUUCGGAGGCAAAUUUUUCAAAUGCCUCGACGAGCAAGGCAUGUUAUUGGAUAUAUCCGUGGUCAACACGAAGGAAGAUUGCUUCAGACAGAAUUACACUUGGGAGAACAGCAAGAUCACGUUCGAUCACGUGGGGAUCGCCUACUUGGCCCUGUUUCAAGUUGCGACCUUCGAGGGCUGGAUGGAAGUGAUGGAGGACGCGGUCGAUGCGCGGGGCGUGGAUCUCCAGCCCCAACGCGAAGCCAAUCUCUACGCCUAUAUCUACUUUGUGAUAUUCAUCGUCUGCGGUUCCUUCUUCACUCUGAAUCUGUUCAUCGGAGUUAUCAUCGACAACUUCAAUAUGCUUAAAAAAAAAUACGAGGGUGGCGUGCUAGAAAUGUUUCUGACCGAGAGCCAGAAACACUACUACACUGCCAUGAAGAAGCUCGGCCGGAAAAAGCCGCAGAAGGUGAUAAAACGUCCGAUGAACCAGAUUCUCGCAAUGUUCUACGACCUGUCCAACUCCAGGAGGUUCGAAAUAGCAAUCUUCGUGUUGAUAUUCCUAAACAUGCUGACGAUGGGCAUCGAGCACUACAAUCAACCGCACCCGAUUUUCUUCGUGCUGGAGGUCUCGAACGCCUUCUUCACCACGGUCUUCGGUCUCGAGGCUAUCGUCAAGAUAAUCGGUCUGCGCUACCACUACUUCACCGUACCCUGGAACCUCUUCGACUUCCUGCUGGUCCUGGCCUCGAUCCUCGGCAUUCUCAUGGAGGACAUAAUGAUCGACUUCCCGGUCUCGCCGACGCUGCUUCGCGUCGUCAGGGUUUUCAGGAUCGGCAGGAUACUCAGGCUCAUCAAAGCUGCCAAAGGCAUUCGCAAGCUGCUCUUUGCCCUCGUCGUCAGUCUGCCUGCGCUCUUUAACAUCGGAGCACUGCUGGCGCUGAUCACGUUCAUCUACGCCAUCAUCGGCAUGUCCGUGUUCGGCCACGUCCGCAAGCAGGGCGCACUUGACGAUAUGGUAAAUUUCGAAACGUUCGGUCGAAGCAUGCAGCUACUGUUUCGACUGAUGACGUCCGCCGGAUGGAACGACGUCCUCGAGUCGCUGAUGGUCCAGCCCCCGGAUUGCGAUCCGACACCCACCAGUCGAAAGCUGAACGGGGAUUGCGGCUACCCGCUGCUGGCCAUCACUUACUUCACGUCUUUCAUUAUCAUCAGUUAUAUGAUAGUCAUCAACAUGUACAUCGCCAUCAUCCUCGAGAACUUCAAUCAGGCGCAUCAGGAGGAAGAGAUCGGCAUCGUUGAGGACGACUUGGAGAUGUUCUACAUCCGGUGGUCGAAGUACGACCCACACGCGACUCAAUUCAUAAGGUUCUCCCAACUGAGCGACUUCAUAGCGAGCUUGGACCCACCUCUAGGAAUAUCAAAGCCCAACGUCGUUGCGUUGGUCAGCUUUAAUCUUCCUAUUGCGAAGGGAAACAAAAUCCACUGCCUGGACAUCUUGCACGCUCUAGUGAAGCACGUUCUCGGCCAUGUCGAGGAGUCGGAAGACUUUAAGAAACUGCAAGAGCAAAUGGACGUUAAAUUCAAGAAGCAGUUUCCCACGCGCAAGGAGCUAGAGAUCGUGUCUUCCACUAGAAUCUGGAAGAGGCAGGACAAGGCAGCCAGGCUCAUUCAGCGCACAUUCCGCGAGUACAUAACGAAUAAGAGGGAGCGUGAGCGUAUUGCCCAGGAGGUGGACUCUCAGACGCAAACCUCGAGCCCCGGCGGAAUGGGCAGUGACGGUAGGGGCGGUAGUGGAUGGGGUGGUAAGCUGUCGGCCCUACUACACGUGCACAGGGGCAGCAGGGCCAGCAGCCGCAAGUCCUCGAGGGCCAGCGACGCCAGCGACGCGAGCGAUCUGGGACAGGCCUCGGCCCUCUUCUUCCAGAACUUUCCGCUGCUGAUGCUCUCCGGCGCCACCGGUACCCACGAGGACCUGCAGCCCCCCGCCCUCACCGUCUCCCGUCCCUCGCCGACGGCGGAACAUCCCUCGGCCGCCUCAAGUUCUGGAUCGGACUCGCACGUUACUGUCAGAUCGUCGGGUCCAACGUUGGGUCGACAGGACGCCGUAGAGACUGACGAGGACGUGGCGUCGCCUCCGAUGCAGCCGAAGCGCCACUCCAUACGGCCCAGCGGAACGGCCUUGUCCCUGAACAUGUUACAACGGGACAUCAAGGAGGCGUUCAGCCGACGCUGCAGCAGCUUGCGACGCAGACCAGCCCCGGCGGUGCCGAGCACAGCUCAGCUCGCCUCGACCAUCACCGACGGCAGGGACGUCAGCAUCCUUGUGACCGAGCCGAGUCCCGAGAGUGCGGCACCGCCCAGCAGACCACCACUGUUGCGCCAACAGUCUGAGGCUACGGUCGUCCACGUGCUGGUGCACCGCGAGAGCGAGGAGUACCGCGACAGCCACGAGACCCUCGAGGAGGACUGCGAGGAGGGAGCCAGCUGAUCAACGGCCAUCGACCGCUACGACAGAUGAGGCUUGGGGGGAUUUUUUUAAGCUGACACUGUUCGCGGCGGCUGUGACACAUAUUACGCAAAUAUACGACAGCGAGGAGCGGGACCAAGGCGGCUAGUUUCUCGCGGCUUUUUUCUAUAAUAACAUAAAUAUAAUAUAUAAAUAUAUAGAGUAGAGGCGCGCGAUGUUCAAUUCGACGGGUGCGACACGCGUCGCAUCACGUUGCAGGCUGUACUUAGAAGCUGCUAUAGUAGCUGCCACUGUUGCUUUUUCUUUGGAUUUUUCAACGAAAACUAGCUGAACUUUUGUACUUUUUAUAACGGAGACGCUUGCCGCUGCGGCCCGCUCUCUAUAAUAUAUAUAUAUAAAUAUAUAUAUAUAUAUAUAUAUAUAUUAGGAUUCGUGCAUGCGCGCUCAGACUACUAUAUUCACGGUAAAACUGACGACUGCGAUGGAAUUUGUGUAGACAUAUAAUGUGAGUAUCAUAUAUGGGACCCGCGAUUUCAGGCGUAGACGAAAGAACGGCUGCGUAGCUGGGCACUUCUUUCGUCUCUGGGAAUUUGAAGCAAACGUGGCAAGACUGUAUGCCAUAUCACGUACACAGUUGGAAAUUUUUUUUUCAAUAUUCAUCAUCGGCAGUGUAUAUUAGUAUAUAUACGAUUACUUACACAUAUGUUGCAUACUUUCAAAUUUUAUGAUAAGAAAAAUGAAGAGUCGAUAUUUUUCUCGAAACAGCGAUCGUUUUUAUUUUCAACUGUGUAUUGCAUAUCGCAUGUAUGGAAAAAGUAUAAUAUAUAAAUAGUUUGUGUCGAUAGCGCUAGCGAGGUACGUAUCCACGUGUAUUAUAGGUGCUUUUCUUUGUAAAAAUGAAUAAAAGUCGCUCCGACUCGGUCUCUUCACGUUUUACGCAUGAUAAUAUAUAACGUUGUAAUAAAUAAUAAAAGUAUACAAUAUAGCGGAGCUUCUCGAUUAUUGCAGUUGUCGAGCGGUGGUAUGUGUAUUGCGCGAAUAUAUAUUACAUUGGAUGCAUAUACCCGUAGGAUAUAUAUGAUAAAAGAUGAAUCGUUCACAAAUGAAGUGUUGGUGAGAUCGCCUGUGACUGAAUUAGUCAAAAAGUUUUCAGCGCGGCUAAAGCGGAGCAGCUUCGGCGUGCAGUUUCUGACUAGUUUGUAAAUGUUUAGUUUUCAUGUCUAUAACAAUGAAUUUUCUAUAUUCAUUAAUUUGUAUAACGAGAGAAGAGAAAGAAAGAAAUGAAUUUAUUCGUCGUGAUUCUUGUAAAUUAAUAUGGUAUGUACAAACAAAGAAUUAGGAUAUGCAUUUAUAGUUUUUAAUAUACAUAUUUAUGAUAGUAAAUUUAAACGAAAGGUUUAAAGUAUAAUCGUUAUACGACAUAGAAGAGACCAUGGUAAAGCAAUCUUGCUUAUUAUAGUCAUUAAGUUUUUCUAGAUAUACACAGCUGUCGAGAUUUUAUUUAACGUUCUAUGUUUUUGAAAUUAUAGCCAGUCUAUAAUAUACGAGCGUUGAUUUGAAAUUGAUUGGGAUCACUUUGCCUCGGUCUUCUCUAUCUCUUUGUUUUAUCUUUCAAAUUUUAUAUUUUAGCGAACGAAGAAGAAAAAUAAUUGUUAUUAUAUAUGAAACAAAAACCAUAGACACUAACGCUGAUUCUAAAUCUCAGAAGUAGCUUUAGUUCCACUACUUCUGUAUAAUUAUAGUAACAAAAACAUUAUACAUAUAUAAAUAAAUUGUAAGAAAUGAUUGUACUAAAGUAGCUAGCCAUUAAUUUUUACACUAAGAAAUUGUACCAUACAUCAGUUUCAACAUGGAAAAAGAAUAAUAUCCAACGAAGUUUUGUGCGUAACCGACACAUAAGAUAACAUUUUUACGUGUACAUAUAGGCCCAACAAGAAAGAUAAUGAGAUGUAUUAUAUAUUUCCUUGUUUUAAAAGAUUCGCGCAACUGAUCGCAAUACCAGUGAGGCGUGUGUUGUACUAAAAGGCGAAUUAAAACGAAACCCGAUGAGCAUCGCGCGUGAGUAAUAAAAAAAGUAAUGGAGUUAAAAACGACAACAACAAAAUAAUGUACUGCCUGAAUAUAAACAAAACAAAACAAAAUCGUUAAGCUGGGCGUCUGUAUAUGUUUUUGCUGAUCGUUUUGAAUCGUCAGUCAGUUUUUAAUUAAAAGAUUAUUCUAUAAUAAAUAUUAUAAAUACGCCGCGUCGUAAGUCGUUGCAUAAAUACAAAAAAUUAGUUAAAAACUUAUAAUGAACACGAGACAAAAUUCUAACAAAAAAAAUAUUACAUAAAUAUAGCUAAGGGUCAUUCAUAAUUAAAUUCAAUCUGGACUCCUUAAAAUUCCUUCUUUCUAUCACACCAUGUAAAAAAUCGGCUUAUAUGCGCAAUGAUUUCCUUAUAACACACACGCGCGCGCGCGCGUACAAAACACAUGAUAAGAAAAUUAAAAAAAAAUCAGAAUAAGAUAAACAAAACCACGAAAAGCGCCGGCGAGGCCCCUUCCAAGUGUCGCCUUAGGUAAAAUUACAGGACGCGCGUUAUAUAAGCAAAAAUAUAUAAUUAUAUUCUGUAUAUAGGAUAUGUAAAAUCGUAAUCGUACAUAAACUGAAUUAAAUAAGUCAAUUAUCGAAUAACGUAAUGAUGCGUUUGACGAGUGCAGCAGUGUAAUAAUGUGAAAUUUGUCGAGAUAUGUAAAGAGUCGAUAAAAAAUACAUAGGAACGGAUGCAGGGGAUGUACAAAAUUAGAAUAUCCGUGUAAACAUAGUUUUAAAUCUGAAUGUUCAUAAUAUCAGAAUUUAAAGAUGUCAAAUGAAUGUAUACUGCAUUUUCGAAACUGUAGUGCAAUGAUUUUUUUCAAAAAGUUUGAAUAUCUUUGAAUAACGAAGAACUCAAAUUUUUCAAAACAAUCAUUGCAUUAUUAAUUAGUUUCGAAAGUGAAUAGGCAAUAUCCAUUCAAAACCCUUCCAAAAAUUGAAAAAAAAAAAGAAAAAUGAUAUACAUAGACACGGUUUGAUUUUCAAUUUUAAAUGUUAACAGAUUUAAAGCAAAUUUCCAUUCAAUGUUCUAAUUCAUAAUCAUUUCCCUCAAAGAAAAAUUGUAUGAAAAAUAACGCGUGUAUAAUUCCAUUAUAAACACAUAUACAUUUAAAACAAAUCUCGUAUAGAUGAUAUAAAGCAAUCGCGCGAGUGCGUUGUUGUACGAGAGGCUUUUUCCAGCAUGGACGCACAUAGGUGGUCAUAUAUAGUAGAAGCAAACAAAACGAGGGUCGGACAAAGGCAGAAACUGUACAAUCACUUACGUGUAAUAAAUUGGUAAAGGUCGGUAUAAUGAGUCGCCGGAAUACAUAACAAAAAAUAUAAGAGCAGUAGAUUCCCUACAUUAAAUAAUCUUAAUUUGUGAGAGAGAAACGAAGUCGACGAUAAGUCAUAAAGCUGUUGUCGGUGAUGUCUGUCUUCGUUGCUUGCGCGUAAAUAAGUCUGACUUGCUACUGCAUACACGAGUGGUUUUCGUUAAUUUAAAAAAUUGCUGAUAUUUAGCUGCCAACCAUCGACGGGCACGGGUUGCUUGACAUUGUCAUACUGACGAAUUAAAUCUUUUUUAAUUGUUAUAUAAAUAUAGCAUUGCAUAUUUACGGGAGAAAAAUAGAUCGCGUUAAAAAAAAUAACGGCAAAAAUUUUAUUUCAAAAAGUUAAAUACAUCAUUAUAAAUAAAAUGCAAAAAGAAACUUUAAAGUUCCUCGAAUGAGAAAUACGAAGCGGGUGUUCCAUUUAAAAUAAUUAAUUCAAUGUGUGUGUUGGCGAGAACUAUACAUACGAAUUAAACAGCGUAUAUUCCAACGAAGAAAGGUCUCAUUGAAAAAAUGGUGAUAUACAAAGCCGCGCCGCGGUGACUAUAUAUAAUAUGUGAGUUGGAAAGCCGAUCAAUAAAACAUGAGUCUCCGUCUUCCCUUUUCGCAUUUAUUUCGUCAUGCCCUCAAUAUAAUUGCAUCAACUGAAUAGAGCUGACAUUAGCAAUGUACCUUUAAGCCACCCUUAUAAUUAAUUAAUGAAUAUCAGCGCUGUUCCCUCGUUAAUUUUCGCAGCACACAUAUAAGUUAUUGUGCACGUCAAAAAAUAUAGUAUAUAAUAAAACAAAAUGAGAAUUCGCGCAGCGUUGAAAGAAAAUAUCGCGAAAAAUUUGUUUCGCCAAACGUCAAAACGCGCAUCUCGAUUGCUCGUCAAAAGGGGCAGUGGUCAUUGACAAUAUACCCUAACCGUCAUACGCGAAAAUAAUAAAAAAAGCUUAAUGCGUUUAAAGUAUUGACGAAAGUGAUAAGACAAAGCUCAAAGGGGAAAAUUAAGAUUAAAUGAUUAUGGGUACCGCGGCUGGUUAUAAAAAGAGCUGAAAGCGUCGCGAGAAGUAAUAAAACAAACAAAUAACAACUGCGAUAAUAGCGAAACAAGUAUAGGCGCGUUUCCGGCAUUUCUGUCUUUGUUUUACGAUCUUAACACGUGAGAAUCGAUCAAGAGAGUCUAAUAUGUACAUGCGUUACGUAAGUUGAGUGAUGAAUUUUCUAAAUAUAUGUAAUCAAAUUGUAAGAUAUAAACAGAUUUAAAAAUCUGUUUAUAUCUUACAAUAAACAAAAAAAGACAAAGCUUUUAGGUACUUACACGAUUUGUAAAACGCGACAGGAAAAAAAUAUUUCUCAAUAUCUCCCGUUUAGACAAUUAUUGAGUAUACAUAUAUAUAUUUAGGGUGAAAAUUAUGGAUUAUACUUAGCACAAUGUUACAUUGAGGAAGGCAAAACACUCAAAGAAAUAAAAAACGAAAGUACGAAAUCGCGGAAUACUUUUUGCAGCAUCCCGUGCAUGUAAGAGCGAGGCGACUACCGAGAAAAUAAAAUACAACAAUCAAAGGCCUAUAUAAAACGUAAAUUUAGGGGACGAUGGCGUUGAUUAAUGUCUUCAUCAGAUGUAGUGUCGUUAUAUUGCAAUAUAGAACUGUACAAGUGCAAUAAGAUAAAUAAACAAAGAAGAAUUACAAAAGAAAAAAAAUACAAACUCGAGUGAGCGUCGAAUCGUUUUCGAGGAAGUGUAUGUAAUAGCAUGUAUACGUCGAAUGAAAAAAACAUUGUAGAAGAGAAAUAGAGAAAACGAUGUCUCGCGCUCACUCGAACUCUUCCCCGGUAAAUCGAUGACUUCGAUGCCGUAUGCGUGCCAAUGACGUACCUUUGAUACAGUUAGGACUUACUCUGGUACCUUGAUUUCGAAUUGCUCGCUUAUCGACUGUCGAUCGCAUCGUCGCAUAUAAAAUGAAGCGAAACAAUUUAUAAUUUUCAUAUAGCAACUAAAACAGCCGAUAAACCUUUAAUAGCUAUUGCUCGCUAAAUCAUGAUUUUAAACUGAACGAGAGGUAUAUUAUUUAUUCUGUAAUGUAAUAUAUAGUAAACUUUUUAAGAGCUCUAAAAACGACUAUCUGAAAUAAAACGAUAAAAGCUUAACCAUACAGACAGGGAUCGAUAGUCAACCGAGCAGUUCGAAUGUCCGACACAUAAAUAUUUAGAAUUCUCUAUUAUAUAAUUAAACGUAUCUGCAACGUACGCAAACGCAUAUUUUAAAGAAGAUCUAUAUUCAAUUAUACAUAUAUCAUCUUUAAAGAACAAUAGAUUCUAAACUCUAAACAGUCUGUACAUAUGAUUAAUGUAUAAGAAAAGAAUACACGCGCCAUUUCCUUUCUUCGAGCCACAAUGCUAUAUAUUAACAAAAGCACGCAGACGAGCAUUCGUUUUUGCCAAAAAGUUCCGCUUUCAAACGAAAUAAUAACUCAUUCGAUUACGCACACACAGCGUGAAUAAAGUCGCGACGGGAUGAAAAUGGGAGAAAGAGGAAAAGGCGAAGAGCUCGUUGUACCAUCCAUUUAUUUUUUAGUUUUUAACUGCGAUAUAUAUAUAUAUAUAUAUAUAUAUAUAUAUAUAUAUAUAUAUAACUCUCUCACAUAUUAUCGUCAACGAAAACGGACGACCUCAUCCCCCUUUUUCCCCUUUGAAAUCCUCGUUCGCAUAUGGAUAUACAUAAAAAAUGUACGAAAAGGGGAGAAAAGUUAACUGCACAUUUGCUCGCCUCAUUGCCCGAUGCACAAAAAUGAGAGAUGCACACGCGCGAAUAAAAAUUACGUCUAUGCACAAAUUGCACGCGAUUAUCGUCGACGCAGAAAUAAGAGCCACAUGAUAUACGCUCGAGGCGAUGAAAAUUUUCGUUCCCUGCAGUGCACGCGCACAUCGCAAAAGAAUCGACGACGACGACGAAGGAUGUAUGAUCGCGUAUACGAGUAUGUACGUCGUCGAGCGAGAUGAGCAAACAGAAUAAUAAUGCCGCCACGUACACCGCGCGCGACACGUUUAAUAUAUAUAUAUAUAUAUAUAUAUAUACACUGACGGAUGACACGAGACAUGCGUAGGACAAUUAAUUAUAUAUACAGAUAAAUAAAUAUAAAUAUAAAUAUAAAUAAAUAUAUUAUGGAAACGUUCGCUAUAACGGGAACGCCAUCGUUUUUUCAAUAUCGAAAGGUUAUUACGAUACUUUCACUAGGACAUCGUUUCAUGCAUUUGCAUUACAUCGUAUAGUUGUUGUCGUUGUCACUGCGCGUUUAUUACUAUUAUUAUUAUGAUUACGACCAUUAUUAUUAUUGUCAUUAUCAAUAUUAUUGUCUUGGUUGGCCCGGCGAGUGCCCGCAAAAAAGUUACAAGAUUAAAAGAGAUAAUAUUAAAUAGAGCGUUCUCACAACACGCUGGACGAGAUGACGCAAGUGUGAGGGAGGAAAAACAAUGUAAAGAAAAAUAAUAAGACUCAGAUGUCCAACGCGUACGAAAGCUCCGACUCGUUAUCGGCUUUUACGUUCAGGGCCAGCUGUACACAAUUGGAAUCAGCAAUAUUGUACGCGGAGCAGUUAUUCUAUCAGAUAUUUUAUUAUAUAAUAGCGAUAAUUCAGAUACAAUACUUAUAACAAAAAAGAGAAACAGUGAGAAAGAUGAGCUAGACUCUACGGAUUAUACCUAGUACCUUUUGCUUGUUUUACUAUUAAUGCGAAUAAUAUUAAAUCAUAAAAAGUAUUAUAUAACUAUUCCUAAAUAAUAAAAAAGUGAAGUUUAUCGAUAACAA